AUGUCGCCAGAGGUAGCAGCCCUCGCGGCCAAGCUCGAGGCCGCGUUCAGCGGCGGCUCCCCGGCGGCGCUGGUGGACGUUGGCGCGGUGCUGGCCCUGGUGGAGGGGGUCUUCCCUGACGCGGUGGCCAAGGUCAAGGCCGGGCACCGCAGCGACGCCGCCGUCGCGGCCGCGCGGGCGUCGAUCAGCACAGCCACGCGCGCCGCCUGCCAGCGCCUCACGCGCGCCGCGCUCGACGCGGGCGCCGCGCCGCUGCGGUGGGCGCCCGGCGGGGCGGCGGCCCCGGUCCUGCCGGCGUUCCUGGACCGCGUCUACGACCUCAGCCAGGGGGUGGGCAGGCGCUGA
This is a messenger RNA of Monoraphidium neglectum, 345 nucleotides long. RefSeq lists its product as hypothetical. The record is from RefSeq and is a predicted model, not a curated record. Lineage: Eukaryota; Viridiplantae; Chlorophyta; Chlorophyceae; Sphaeropleales; Selenastraceae. The coding region runs from base 1 to 345 and encodes 114 amino acids. The transcript has 3 exons.